This is a messenger RNA of Orcinus orca (killer whale), 1778 nucleotides long. RefSeq names its product methyltransferase 21C, AARS1 lysine (gene METTL21C). Gene Ontology annotation, biological process: peptidyl-lysine methylation. Lineage: Eukaryota; Metazoa; Chordata; Mammalia; Artiodactyla; Delphinidae. The transcript has 4 exons. Gene Ontology annotation, molecular function: protein-lysine N-methyltransferase activity. The coding region runs from base 406 to 1179 and encodes 257 amino acids. The record is from RefSeq and is a predicted model, not a curated record. Gene Ontology annotation, cellular component: cytoplasm; cytosol.
CCCUGGAUCCACAAGGUACCCUUAAAGAUAUGUACAUCUGGAUCAGACCUUCUUCAUGGAGAUUCAGUUCCAAAAGCUCUUAGAAAUACACCUUAGACUGCAGCAAGGCAGCACCUGUCUGGCUACAGUGGCUCUGCUUUUGCAUUUCUCCAGGCGAUGGAAAGGUGGGGUGAUGAUGUGUCAGGGUUUCCUUCCACUCUGCUCUGCAAAACCAGGAUGGCAGCGCCCAGGGCGGCUGUUCUCCCCACCCCGCCCCCGCCCCGGGAAACUAAGCUGAAAUGCAGGUGUUCUUUCCAGCUCAGCAGAUGCUAAGGCGAUAAGCUGCACCUUGCAGAGGCUCUGGGCGAUUCAGACCCGGAGGAGCGCUCAGUCCAGGCCAGCUCUCUCCUCCCUGGCGGCUCUGGGAUGGAUGCGUGUCUGCGCUCAGGGCAGCAGCCCCAGUCCGUGGACGAGGCACCGAGACCCCCGGAUGAGGAGGGUCUACAGACAGACGGCAGCAGCGGACCCCCGGGAGAUUCUAACAAGAUAGAACCAUCGCUUCAAAGCCUCCAGAAAUUUGUGCCUAUGAAUUACGCCAGCUACACCCAGGAGUACUAUUGGUUUGCAGGCAAGAGGAUUGUCAUUCAAGAAUCGAUCGAGAGUUACGGAGCGGUGGUGUGGCCAGGGGCCAUGGCUUUGUGCCAGUAUUUGGAGGAACACGCAGAGGAACUCGGUCUCCAAGGAGCUAAGAUGCUCGAAAUCGGUGCUGGACCAGGCCUCGUUUCCAUCGUGGCCAGUAUUCUAGGAGCUCAAGUCACAGCAACGGAUUUGCCUGACGUCCUAGGGAACCUUCAAUACAAUCUUUUAAGGAACACACGAAACCAUACAGCACAUCUGCCCGAAGUGAAAGAGCUGGUGUGGGGAGAGGGCCUGGAACAGAACUUCCCCAAGUCCACAUGUUACUAUGAUUACUUGCUGGCUUCUGACGUGGUCUACCACCAUUACUUCCUGGACAAGCUGCUUGCCACCAUGGCGUACCUCUGCCAGCCGGGAACGGUGUUGCUUUGGGCAAACAAGUUCAGAUUCAGCACCGAUUAUGAAUUUUUAGAUAAAUUCAAGCAGGUUUUUGACACAACACUCUUGGCUGAAUUUCAAGAGUCAUCAAUCAAACUUUUUAAAGGAGUGCUAAAAUGGGACUAAAUUAAACAAGAUACCUUUCGAAACAUGAGUGUGCCUUUUGAACAGUGUUAGAAAUUUUAUAAGAUUGCAAAGGUAGUGCACGGAAACAACUUGUAUAACUAGAAUAAACAUAAUAUUACAGCAACUCUCCAAAGCAAGCAGUUUAGGAUCAUCUGCUUCAUCUAAAUACACACAACCAACAUGAAAACAUGAAAGUAGCUCUGUUGGCUUCUGAGAGUCUCAAUUAAGUGUUAAAUAAAUUUUACACAAAUAAAUUAACAAACAAGUGGAUUUCCCCUCGUUCUUUCUGCUGGAAAGCAUGGUUUUAAACCUGUCAAUAUACUUUUGUCACUUGCUUUUUGAAAAUAAGCUUGACAGGGUCCGUGUAUCUUAAUCGGAAGAGUCUACUUUGUACAGAUUUUAACUGUAGCAAAGGGAGAGGAUAACGAGUAAUGGAAAACAAGUUCUAGGCUUUACACUGAUUAAAACUGAAAAAUACAGAAACAGUGCUGGAAUGAGAAAACGGAUGUCACCUCAGGGGCCCAGAACUAGUGCUGACCACACACUCUGCACCAGCUCUAAUGCUUCCUUCAGAAGUUAAGUUAUUUUAUCCAGCUCUU